Danio aesculapii is the source of this 3830-nucleotide messenger RNA. RefSeq names its product DENN domain-containing protein 2A. The record is from RefSeq and is a predicted model, not a curated record. Gene Ontology annotation, biological process: retrograde transport, endosome to Golgi. NCBI's taxonomy places the organism in Eukaryota, Metazoa, Chordata, Actinopteri, Cypriniformes, Danionidae. Gene Ontology annotation, cellular component: actin cytoskeleton. Bases 94 to 3141 code for a protein of 1015 amino acids. The transcript has 20 exons.
GGAUCAUGAGUGUGGAUGCCGUCUUUCCUGGGCUCAGAUUUCACAAAAUGAGAGACCACUGCACUACUGCAGGGCGCAAGCAACAGAGCAAGGAUGCCAUCUGCUAGCACCAUGACUGGCGGGAGAGCAUUGCUGCUCUGUACAAACACAGAGGACUGCAUCUACCAAUCAGCAAACGGGCUCCACUGCUGCGGACUGAAGCUUGACCAGGCCCAGUCUGUGGUGCUUCAGCGGCCAGACCUGUGUGGGGUCGGGGACAGUCUCUCGUCUCUCCCAAGCCCAGGACACACCAUCAUGCUUGCCCACAAGAGUCCCUCCAACCCUCGGCACAUCGAGAAUGGUCUGAGCAGCAAAUCUCCCAGGACUCCCUCUGGGCUUAAAAGUGUCGCCAGCAUUCGGGACAAGAUUUCCCAAUGGGAAGGUAAAACAGAGACCACUGGCCCAAACAUUCAAACAGUAGGACUGAAGGACACUGAAGUUGGGAAGAAAACAGGACAGCCUGAAGUACAAAGGAAAGACAGCAAGAGACUUUUCAACUGGGAGAGACAAAACUGUGGUAAAGAGAAUGGGAGCAAGUUUGGAGAAGCCCUACACACUUGUGAGGGACCCGUGAAGGAAAAGGAAUUGAUUUUGGACAAGUCGCCAUUGGGGAAAAUGACAGAAACUGGUCAGGACAAAAAGUCAGUGUUGACGCACAUUAAAAAACUUGAGCAAGCAAUGAAGGAGACCCCCUCCAAAUCUUCCUUUUCAAUGCCAGGCAAUUAUUUCUGCCCUGCUUCCAAAGAGGAGCAGGAAGAGUCAGAGAGGAGGGGUGUAGAGCCAAUCUUUGGGACUCUGGAUGUGGUGAGAUCCAGUGGAAGACGAAGUCGGGACCCCGAGAAUGUCUACAGUGAACCUGGAGCUCCUUCCAUUAACCCCUUACCAAAACCACAAAGAACCUUUCAACAUCACACCCAAACAAACAACCCUACGGCCAACCACAGUUUUAUCAAGGGUAAACGUAAUCUUCCACCUUUACCUUCAAUUCCUCCUCCACCCCUUCCCUCCUGUCCGCCACCUGGAGUCUGUAGAAGAGCAUCCGGACGAGUUCGAGACUCCAUUAACAGGAAGUCUUACGAGUUUGAAGAUCUUCUACAGUCUGCAGCAGAAGGAUGUCGAGCAGAUUUGUAUGAGCUUUCUAAGCUAGGCCUCACUCGCACUUUAUCAGAGGAGAAUGUCUACGAGGAUAUCUUAGACCCUCCAUCGAAGGAGAACCCAUAUGAAGAUAUAGAGUUGGAAAGUCGCUGUCUUGGGAGCAAAUAUCCGGUUCCGUCUUCCCCUUCUUCUCCCAUUCCUGACACCCCAUCCAAGCUCGCCGCCAAGCCUGGUUUCUUCAGACAGAAUUCAGAGCGACGCAGUUUUAAGUUACUGGAGCUGCGCAGGACAGGCGGGAUCGCAUCCCCAUCACGGGUCAGUCCUCCAUCCACACCCAGCAGCCCAGACGACACCCCAUGCCUGUCUGGAGACCCGUACAACCGGCGGCGCAGGAAAAUUCCAAAGAUGGUGCAGAAAAUCAAUGGCAUCUUUGAGGCGCGAAGGGGUAAAAAGCGGAUGAAAAGAGUCUCGCAGUCCACAGAGUCCAGUUCAGGAAGAGUGACGGAUGAAAACAGCGAGUCUGAAAGCGACACAGAGGAGAAACUGAAGGCUCACAGUCAGAGGUUAGUGUCGGUCCAGUCUAUGCUGAAGCAGACGGGUCGAUAUCGCACUCUGGAGCGGGACUUAAUGGAUCUUCAAGAGAGGAAGCUGUUUGAAUACUUCCUGGUUGUGGCUCUCCAUAAGACCAAAGCCGGCGUGCCGUAUUUACCAGAAGUCACACAGCAGUUUCCACUUAAGCUGGAGCGAAGCUUUAAGUUCAUGCGAGAAGCUGAAGACCAGCUGAAAGUGAUCCCGCAGUUCUGUUUCCCUGAUGCUAAAGACUGGGCACCUGUGGACAAUUUCCCCAGUGAGACAUUCUCAUUCGUCUUAACUGGAGAAGAUGGCAGCCGGAGAUUUGGGUAUUGUCGACGUUUAUUGCCCAGUGGUAAAGGAAGGCGUUUACCUGAGGUUUACUGUAUUGUCAGCAGACUGGGCUGUUUUGAUCUGUUCUCUAAGAUCCUGGAUGAAGUGGAGAAGAGACGGGCCAUCUCUCCAGCACUGGUCCAGCCGUUUAUGAGAGGAAUCAUGGAGGCUCCAUUUCCAGCUCCGGGACGAACCAUCAGCAUCAAGAACUUCCUUCCGGGUUCCGGAACAGAGGUGAUAGAUCUGUGCCGGCCCUCAGAUUCCCGUCUGGAACAUGUGGAUUUCGAGUGUUUGUUUUCCUCUCUGAGCUUGCGUCUGCUUCUGCGGGUCUUUGCUUCUCUUCUGCUGGAGCGACGGGUCAUCUUUACUGCAGAUAAACUCAGCACUCUGUCCCAGUGUUGUCAUGCUGUGGUGGCUCUGCUGUACCCGUUCACCUGGCAGCACACCUACAUCCCGGUUCUGCCUCCAGCGAUGAUGGACAUCGUCUGCACACCGACACCCUUCAUCGUGGGGCUUCUGUCCAGCUCACUGACCCGCCUCAAAGAGCUCCCGCUGGAGGAGGUCCUGGUGGUCGACCUCGGCAGCAGCCGUUUCCUGCGACAGAUGGACGAUGAAGACUCGAUUCUGCCUCAUAAACUGCAGGCGGCGCUCGAACACGUGUUGGAGCGGAGGAAAGAGUUCGCCUCUGACCUGGCGGAUAAUCCUAGUGAGCCCGGUUGUCUGAGCUCUGUGGUGUCGGAGGCGUUUGUGCGUUUCUUCGUGGAGAUCGUGGGUCAUUAUUCCCUCUUCAUGGGUGGCAGCGAUCGAGAUGAAGAGUCUUCGACCUCGUCUUCCUCCUCUCCCACUCCUUCAUCUUUCCAGCGUGAGGGGUUUCGUAAAGCCGUCUCCUCUAAAAGCCUGCGCAGAUUCCUGGAGGUCUUCAUGGAGACGCAGAUGUUCGCCGGGUUCCUGCAGGAGAGAGAGCUGCGGAGGCAGGGCCUGAAAGGUCUGUUUGAGAUGAGGGCUCAGGAUUAUCUGGAUUCUCUGCCCGGCAGCGAGAACAGAGGUGUCAACAAGUUCCUCAAAGGUUUAGGACACAAGAUGAAGUUUCUGUCCAAAAAGUGAAAAGUUGAAGAUCUUGCACAUUACAUUCCCUCUGACUGACUGAGUGAGGAUUAUGAACGGAGACCAGAGAGAGAAACUGAGGACCAACGGCAAUGGGAAACACUGCGCAGAGGCAAAAACAGUGCAUUUCCAGAACCCCAAACUACAGGACCUUAUUGAAACCCACUAACAGAAGCGGUCAGGAUGCUCCAUGUACAGUUUUAAAACUAAUUUCAGACAUUUUAAAAGAUAGAAAACAACUUCUUCUGAGACAGGAGGCUAUAAAUUAAUUUAUAUUCUUUCUAGAAAUAAUAAGACUCUUCAUUAAAGUGAUCAUCAGUAUGCCACUAGUUUGUUAUAGUCUAUUUAUCUUAGAUCCACUGUGGGUUAUUUCUGAGGAAACAAUCACAACACUGUGACUGAAAGAGGUUUCUGUUUCUAGAAUUCUAAAAAGAUUCUGAAGUGGAAGCAGAUCAAAGAGUUGGAGAUCAAAGACGCAUUUCAGGAACACCACUAGAGUUAUUAUCAACUUGACUUUUUAAGUGUGCUUAAUAAACAGCUUUCAGUAUGAUUUGAGUUGAUUUCUUUUGUCUAGCUCACUUACUUUUAAUUCAGUUCAACUCCUUUCAAUUCAGUUUAAUUUGAUAUAAUUCAAUCAGAUUCAAUUCAACUCAAUUUAAUUUGAAUUCGAUUUGAUUGAAUUAAAUUAA